AAGUUUUAGUUUCUGGUUGUUACCGCUGGUGAACUUACUGGAAGUCACGUGAUGCUGCGGAAUUCGGGCGUCUGGACGAUCCGGACCGACUCUGACCAGGAUACGGUCUGAACCCGCAUGGGCUGGAACACCUCCGUAACCAUGGAGAACUCAUCAGGUCCUGAUCCGUCAAAGCCCGGCGCCGGCGCCGCCCUGCAGGUUCACCUGUACCGCUGCAGCCAGGGCUCGAACACGACGCUCACCUGUCCGCCCGGAGAUUACGUGGCUGAGGAGGUGUGCAUCAAAGCUGCCAAGGAAUGUGGUAUCAGCCCGGUUUACCUGAGUCUGUUCGGUCUGAUGAGGGAGGCGGAUCGGAUGUGGUUUCCGCCCAAUCACGUCUUCAAGGUGGACGAGUCCUCCAAUGAGAAGCUUCUCUUCAGGAUCAGGUUUUACUUUACAGGCUGGUACGGGCAGGGCUCGAGUCACGCCCAUCGCUACGGCGUCACUAAGAGCUCAGAGGCUCCUGUGUUUGAUGAUGUCACCAUGGCGUACCUGUUCGCUCAGUGGCGGAGUGAUUUCGUGGAGGGUUCGGUGAGUGUCCCGGUUACCCAUGAUGCUCAGGAGGAAUGUCUCGGCCUGGCUGUACUGGACAUGAUGAGGAUCGCUAAAGAGAAAGGAAGCUCGCCCAUCGACAUUUACCAUGACAACAGCUAUAAGAACUUCCUCCCCAGAGCGGUCCGCGCUCAGAUCCAGCGCUACCACAUCGUGACCAGGAUGAGGAUUCGGUACCGCUUCCGGAAGUUCGUGGAGCACCUCCGCCUCUGCAAGGCGCCCCUCGCCCAGCUCAUGCUGAAGUACAUCGGCAGCUUAGAGGCGCUGCAGCCGGCCUUCUACACCGAGCGCUUCCACGUGUCCGAGCCCACCAUCGGGGCCGUGACCAUAGUCGUCACCGGCAACCGCGGCAUCCAGUGGGCCAAAGGGAGAGAUCCCGGAGACGUACAGGAUCUACAGGUGUACUGUGAUUUUCCGGAUGUGAUCGACAUCAGCAUUAAACAGUCCGGUAAAGACGGAUCAGUGGAGAGUCGCAUCGUUACUAUUAACAGACAGGACAGCCAGACACUGGAGUUGGAGUUUUGCUCCCUGUCGGAGGCGCUGUCCUUCGUUUCUCUGAUCGACGGCUACUACAGGCUAACCACCGACGCUCAUCACUACCUGUGUAAGGAGGUGGUGCCCCCUAGACUCCUGGAGGCCAUUCAGUGUAGCUGCCACGGCCCCGUGUUGAUGGAGUUUGCUGUCAGCCGCCUACGCCGCUGCGAUAACGCCAAGGGCAUGUACAUCCUGCACUGCAGCUCCAAAGACUACGACAAGUACUUCCUGUCCUUCGUGGUUGGGUACGAUGGUGCGUACGAGUACAGGCACUGUCAGAUAGUGCGCAACCCGGCCGGCGAGUUCGUCCUGAGUGGAGCCAAGUGUGUGUUCAGCAGUCUGAGCGAACUGCUGCACCGCUACCAGAAGGAGGCGCUGCGCUCUGAGGAACACAUAUUCCAGUUAACCAAGUGCUGCCCCCCCAGGAACAAAGAUAAGUCGAACCUGCUGAUCUGCAGGAGCGGUGAGGGUUCCGAUGCACCCUUCUCUCCGUCACUCUUCAGACACAACAUCAGUCAGAUGGUCUUCCACAAGAUACACAGAGAGGACCUGCAAAUCACGGAGAGUCUGGGACAGGGAACGUUCACUCAGGUGUUCCGUGGGACGCGGAGGGAGCUGGGGGAUUACGGAGAGGUCCACGAAAUGGACGUGGUGAUGAAGGUGCUGGAUAAGAGUCACCGCAACUACACCGAGUCGUUCUUCGAAGCAGCGAGUAUGAUGAGCCAGCUUUCCCAUAAGCACUUGCUGCUGAACUACGGGAUCUGCGUGUGUACCGAGGAGCACAUCAUGGUGCAGGAGUUCGUGCGCUUCGGAUCGCUGGACACGUACCUGAAGAGGAACCGGAACUCCGUCAACAUCACCUGGAAGCUGGAGGUGGCCAAGCAGCUGGCGUGGGCCAUGCACUACCUGGAGGAUAAGAACCUGACCCAUGGGAACGUUUGUGCUAAGAAUGUUCUGCUAGUGAGAGAGGAGGACCGAAAAACUCUCACCCCACCCUUCAUCAAACUCAGCGACCCGGGCAUCAGCGUCUCCGUACAGUCCAGAGAGAUUCUGAUCGAGCACAUCCCCUGGGUUCCUCCGGAGUGUGUUGAGGACCAGAAGAACCUGAGCAUUGCUACCGAUAAGUGGAGUUUCGGAACAACACUGUGGGAAAUUUACGCCAGCGGAGAGAGACCACUCAGUUCCUACGAUUCCUCCAAGAAGCUGCUGUUCUAUGAAGACAGGCACCAGCUUCCUGCACCCAAAUGGACCGAACUGACCAACCUGAUCAACAGCUGUAUGGAUUAUGAACCGUUACACCGUCCAUCCUUCAGAUCUGUCAUCAGAGACCUGAACAGCCUCUACACCCCCGAUUACGAGCUGUUGGUGGAGCAUGAUGUUCUCCCGGUGAGAACUCGUGGGUUUGCUGUAUCUGGAGCUCUCGACAGUCAGGAACCGACACAGUUUGAGGCUCGACAUCUGAUCUUCCUACAGCAGCUCGGAAAGGGGAAUUUCGGCAGCGUGGAGAAGUGCCGGUACGACCCGUUACAGGACAACACGGGCGAGGUGGUGGCGGUGAAGAAGCUCCAGCACAGCACGGCCGAACAUCUACGAGACUUCGAGCGUGAGAUCGAGAUCCUCAAAUCACUUCAACACGAGAACAUCGUCAAGUACAAAGGAGUGUGUUACACCGCAGGUCGUAAGAACCUGCGCUUGAUCAUGGAGUACCUGCCGUUCGGGAGUCUGAGGGAAUAUCUGGCCAAGAACAAGGAACGAUUCGACCACAAGAAGCUGCUGCACUACGCCUCCCAGAUCUGCAAGGGAAUGGACUACCUGGGUUUGAAGCGCUACGUGCACAGAGAUUUGGCGACGCGGAACAUCCUAGUGGAGAGCGAAUCACGUGUGAAGAUCGGAGAUUUCGGCCUGACCAAGGUUCUGCCCCAGGAUAAAGAAUAUUACACGGUGAAGGAGCCGGGAGAGAGUCCCAUAUUCUGGUACGCACCCGAGUCUCUGAUGGAGAGCAAGUUUUCGGUAGCCUCGGACGUUUGGAGUUUUGGAGUGGUCCUGUAUGAACUUUUCACCCUCAGCGAUAAGAACUCCAGCCCCCCUGCUGUGUUUAUGGAGAAGAUGGGGAUUGAUAAACAGGGGCAGAUGAUCGUUUAUCACCUGAUUGAUCUACUCAAACACAACUACAGACUUCCUGCCCCUCAGAGCUGCCCUCCCGAGGUUCACUCUCUAAUGAAGGAGUGUUGGGCAUCAGAGCCGACUCAGCGCCCCUCGUUCAAAUCUUUGGGGCGCACUGUGGACGCCAUCAGAGAAAGUAAAGAGACCUGAGCGCCCCCUAAAUCACUCACUAGAGGGCAUCGCCGCUGUACCCACUGGAGGGCAUCACCGCUGUACCCACCUACUGAGAGAGUGGCUCAGGAAGGACGUUAGGAUUCAAUCCAGAUUCUCAUUAGGACACGAACCCAGACGUAUCACAUCAACCCAGAAUGGUGUAAAGAACAGUACUGGUCUCCUGAGCAUCUGAAAUGCAUUAAUACACGGCGAGUAACAGGACUAACACAGGCGGCUGGGUCGGACCUCCGUGUGGCUCAGGGGCCCCUGGAUGAGAGGCCCUGGAUUAGACCAUGUGUGUGAAUCUGAAUCAUCAGAACGCAGAGUGUUUAUUAAUGUUUAUAAAGCUGAAUAACGCUCGUCCUGUGUUCAUACUUUUAUUUAUAAAUGUUUAGACGUUUUUUUUUUACUUUUAUCUUUUACAAAUACAAAAGUAUUUGGACACUUGACCAUGAGCUUGUUGGACAUCCAAAGGUGACAGUAUUUGUAUGGCCGGGCACUGAUUGAUCAGUUGGUGUUCCGGUUCAUCCCAGAGCUGUUGAGUGGGGCUGAGCUUAGGAUUCUUCAUGUCUUAGGGCCUUCCCUAAACUGUUGCUGCAAAUCCAGAAGCAUGGGAUCAUUGAUAUAUUACACUUUGUGUUGUGGCUGAAAUACAUUAAUUUGAUCAUUACAAGGUCAAUACUUGUCUGUAUGUAUGUCUGUAUAGUACAAAUAUCUAUUUUUUAUUGCAGAGUUCAAAUAUUCCUCCCUGACAUCCAAGCGUCCAAGAGACCACUGUUCCAUGUACUUUAAUAAUAAAAGAGUUCAUUUGGUUGCUUUUGGGAGCUGAAGUUGCUUAGAAAAGGGCCUCAGAUUACUUUCCUGAACUGUAAAUGUGUACGAUCUUUAAGAAUUUUUAAUAAUGUCUUAUUCUAAUGCGUGUGGUGCACAUUUCAAAUAAAAAGUUUAACAAUC
Messenger RNA from Trichomycterus rosablanca, 4395 nucleotides. RefSeq names its product Janus kinase 2a (gene jak2a). Lineage: Eukaryota; Metazoa; Chordata; Actinopteri; Siluriformes; Trichomycteridae. Gene Ontology annotation, molecular function: non-membrane spanning protein tyrosine kinase activity; ATP binding; growth hormone receptor binding. Gene Ontology annotation, biological process: protein phosphorylation; cell surface receptor signaling pathway via JAK-STAT; cell differentiation. Bases 118 to 3438 code for a protein of 1106 amino acids. The transcript has 24 exons. The record is from RefSeq and is a predicted model, not a curated record. Gene Ontology annotation, cellular component: cytosol; cytoskeleton; membrane.